GCUGGGGGUGCAGGGAUUUUCCUCCCCUCCCCCGGGGUGCUUCACACGCCCCCGGGACGGGCAAACCCCCUGUCAGGCCCUGCAGCUUCCCCAGGCCUGAACCCCCUCCCAAACCCAGACCAACCCCCCCCAUUCCGGCCCUUCAGCCCCCUCCCAGACCCUGGAACUCUCCUCUCCCCGGCCCGUGCAACGAUCUCCCCUCCAGGCCGUGUAACUCCCUCCCCAACCGCUCACACUUGUACCUGCCCUCCCCCGGGGCCCUGACCGCCCCUUCCUCCCAGCCCUCAACAGCCCAUGCCCCUCCUGCCCCACCUUGGCCCUGCAACCCCCUGCCAGAUCCUGAUUUCCACACAGGAAAUGUGAUUUUCCUAGGAAAUGUGGUUUCCCCCAGACUGUGAUUCCAACUUCAGGCCCUGAACCCUCCCAUCCAGACCAUGACCCCCCUGCGCUUCCAGCACUGAAAUCUCCCACCAACCUUUAACUCCCCCCCACAUCAACCCUACAACCCCCUGCCAGACCAUGAACCCCCCCAGUCCAUAAAGCCCUCCCCUUCCAGCCCUGAACCCUUCCCCUCCCCUGAACCCUUCCCCUCCCCAUGGAACUCCCUCCCAGCCCCUGAACCCCACUCCAAGCCGUGCCUCCCCCACCUCAGGGUUAUACAACCCCCCACCUUUGGGGCACCACCUUUGGGGUCCCCCCACAUCCAGGAGCGCCCCCAGGGCCGCACGGGGGGCCCAGAGGGGUAAAUCCUUUUUUGCAGGUCACCCAACCCCUCCCCACAGAUCUGCUGGAUUUGGGGUCCCGGCACCAUGUUCGGCUCGUCCCGGGGCGGGGUGCGGGGGGGCCAGGACCAGUUCAGCUGGGAGGAUGUGAAGACGGACAAACAGCGCGAGAACUACCUGGGGAACUCGCUGAUGGCACCGGUGGGGCGGUGGCAGAAGGGGAAGGACCUGACCUGGUACGCCAAGGGCAAGAAGGACACGGCCCCGCCGCUGUCCCGGGAGGAAGAGCUGGCUGCCGUCCGCCUGGCCGAGGAGGAGGCCAUGAUGGCAGCGCUGGGCUACAAGAACGUGAAGAGGCAGCCCACGGGCCUCAGCAAGGAGGACCUGGCUGAGGUUUGCAAACGGGAGGGCGCCGAGCGGGACGACAAGGACGUGGAUCGGGUGGUGGGUUUGGGCAGCUCCAGUGGCAGUGCCGGCCGGGUGAUGCUCUCCAAGGAGGACAAGGAGGCGGCCAAGAUGGGGCUCUCCGUCUUCACGCACCAGAAAGUCUCCAGCAGCCCUGAGACAUCUGGCUCCAGGAAGAAGCAGGAGAAGGAGGAGAAGGUGGAGGAGAAACGGCCAGAGAGCAACAAAAAAUCCAAAAAGGAGAAAAAGAAGAAGAAAAAGAAGAAACAUAAGAAGGAGAAGAAGAAGGACAAGGACAAGCAUCCCAAGAGAGACACUGCCCCAUCGUCCUCCGACUCUUCUCCGGAUCGGGAAAAGAGGCACCACCGCAGGAAAGCACAGCAGCACUCGGAGACAUCGCGGCACGGCAGCCGGCGCCGGCACCACUCGGAUUCCUCUGGGAGCAGCGGGGAUUCCGGGCGGGAUUGCGGGCGGAGGCAGAGCAGGGACAGGGACGGCCGCGGCCACCACCCAUCCCCCCGGCGCAGGGGCAGGAAGAGGAGCAGGAGCAGGACCCCCCCAGCCCGCGGGGUCAGGCAGCGCCACGACACUGACUCGGACUGAGGGGGAGCCUGGGAUCGUUCCAGGGAGAUCCCACAGAGCAGUUCUGGUUUUGGAGGUGGAUCCAUGAAAAAAGCCGCAGCUCUGCAGGCGCAGAGUCCGGCAAAGGGCAUUAAGGUUGUGAUGCCAACAGCCCCUGCCCACCCCUGGGGGCAGCAGGUUCUCAGGCCCCUUCCUCUUCAUCCCUGGAUCCAUCCACCCAUCCAGGCAGGAUUUAGCACGGAUGCUGUGGGGUGAGGGCUGGUGCUGGGAUGGUUCCAGCUGUGGUGCUGGAAAUGCUGUGGAUACCUCAUGUUUAUGUACAGAAACUUUGGAAGAGAUGAUUAUUGUUAUUAUUUUA
This is a messenger RNA of Myiozetetes cayanensis, 2067 nucleotides long. RefSeq names its product chromosome unknown C1orf35 homolog (gene CUNH1orf35). Bases 810 to 1730 code for a protein of 306 amino acids. The record is from RefSeq and is a predicted model, not a curated record. The transcript has 8 exons. Lineage: Eukaryota; Metazoa; Chordata; Aves; Passeriformes; Tyrannidae.